AUGGACACACCUUUAGGCAAAGAUCUCACUAAUUCAGUCAUAGGCAAAGUUUAUAAGUUGACCAAGAGAAUAGGGAGUGGAGCUUUUGGAGAAAUAUAUCAAGUAGUAAAGGGAAAGGAGGAAUAUGCAAUGAAAUUAGAAAGAAGUGAUACUAAGCAUCCUUAAUUGUUUUUUGAGGCUAAAUUAUAUACUUAUUUAUAAGGCUCUGAUCUAAGUGAUAAAGGUAUUUGAAAUGUUAAUUAAAAGUUAGGAAUCCCUAGAAUAUAUGCUUAAGGAACAGACGGUGAUUAUAAUUACAUCGUCAUUGAUUUUUUAGGUUAAAGUUUAGAAGACCUGUUCAACAAGCAUAAUAAAAGACUAUCUUUAAAAACUGUAUAUAGCUCUAAUUUACUCUUAGGUCUUGAUGCUUGGAGACUAAAUGAUUUAACGAAUUGAAUAUAUUCAUUUGAACAAAUUUCUUCAUCGCGAUAUUAAGCCUGAUAAUUUUCUUAUUGGAUUAGGUUAAAAGGCAGUCAGAAUCUACCUUUUGGAUUUUGGAUUGGCUAAACGCUAUUAAACAAAAGAAGGACACAUACCAUAUAGGGAGGGAAAGAGUUUAACAGGAACUGCCAGAUAUGCAUCUAUAAAUACUCAUUUAGGAAUUGAGUAAUCAAGGAGGGAUGAUCUAGAGUCUCUUGGUUAUGUCUUAAUGUAUUUAUUAAGAGGAUAACUUCCUUGGCAAAAUAUGAAAGGAAAUAAUCAAAAAGAUAAAUAUCAAAGAAUCAUGGAGAGAAAAUUAGAAACAUCUUCUGAUGUAUUAUGCAAAGGAUUUCCUAUCGAAUUAUGUUAAUACUUGAAUUAUUGUAAACAUUUAAAAUUUGAAGAAAAACCUGAUUAUCUUUAUCUAAGAGGAUUAUUUAAAGUAUAUUACUUAUAAGAUAUAUUAGGAUGCCUUUAAAAAGAUUGGUUUUGAACUUGAUUAUAAAUAUGAUUGGAUAAAGGAUGAUAAUGUGAUAAGAACUCAGCAGGAUUUGAUGAGUGGAGAAAAACAAUAGUUAUAUUAAUAGUUAAUUAUGACAUAACCAUUACACUAAUAACCUCCAAUAUUACCAAAAGGAGUAUACAAUGGAAUAGAUUCAGAGAAGAAAAUAUCUAAUAUGAACACUUAACAGUUAAAUUCAUAAUAAUUGAUAGCACAAAGAAAAACAAUAUAAUAAUAAUAAAUAAAUAAAAUUUAAUCAGUGGAAAAGAGAAGAACUAGUUUUUAAAAUAGAUAACCUAUUCCAUCAAAAGAAAUGGUAAAACCAGUAACUUAAGUGUUGGCACCAAAAAUAGUAACUACUAAAGAACCUCACAGAAAAUAUUGA
Paramecium pentaurelia is the source of this 1346-nucleotide messenger RNA. The record is from the annotation of a GenBank genome assembly. Lineage: Eukaryota; Ciliophora; Oligohymenophorea; Peniculida; Parameciidae.